AUGCCUAAAAAGGCUGACAAGUCUGGUGCUUCUCAUCCUGGCUACGAGGAGCGGCUGCGGCAUGCCGCGGACCUGCCGGAGGUGCUGGGCAUCCUCGAGGAGGCCCAGCAGAGCGAGCAGUCCCGCACGUUCUUCUUCCAGGCGCUCAGCGUGCUAGCGCAGAAGGCGGCGGAGGCGAACGAUGCGAAGAGCAAGCGCGCGGCGGUGCAGCAGGGCGAGUGGCUCCUGGAGUCCUGCUCGAAGCUGGACGGCGGCAAGCCCCAGGAGAGCGCGGUGACCUCCAUGGUCCGAGUCUGCUGCGCCUGCGGCGCCCAAGAGCGCGCCCUGCGGCUGGUGGCCGAGGUGCAGGCGAAAGGCGUGAAGCCUCGCCUGCGCACCUUGUCCGCGGUGCUGCUGCAGGCCUCGGAGGCGGGGGACCGGACGAUCUGCGAGAAGCUCUGGGCGCAGCUGCCGUCGCUGCAGCUGGAGCCGCAGGACCUCGAGUUUGCCAUUAUGUUGCGGACCUUCCGGGGGGAACCCCAGCGUCAGUACGUUUUGUUGCGGCAGCUCAUCGAGGAGCUGCCAAUGCCCUCGGACCCCCCGCUGAUCGAGGAGAUCGGCCGGGUCUUCGGCGUGGAAGGCGCCGCAGCGCUGCGGUGCCUGGAUCCCCCCAAGGCCCUGGGCCGAGCGGAGGACGGCCGCCGCUGGCAGGUGGGCUGGACGUCUUUGAGCCCAGAGGGCUUGUGCGCCCUCAGCGGCCAUUCCCUGCAAGCCCUGGACGUCACCCCGGAGGACGAAUCGGAUGCGGCUCCCGGCCCAUCCGGUGACCAUCCUGCAAAGCCAGCGUGGAGUUUCCUCAUGUCCGUAAGGUGGUUUGGCUUGCAAAGCUUCUGGCGUUGGCCUCCAUGGGCCAUGAGCGUCCUCACUUCGCACAUGAUCCCCACGGAUCCGGAUCCUGCGCCGGGUUUGAGCGCUGCCGCGGCGAGCGGCGCGAGCGGCUCGGCGCCGCAGCUGCUGAAGGCGGGGGCGCAGGGCGCCUGCGUGGCGGCGAUCGACAUGGACUGCUUCUACGCCCAGUGCGAGGAGAUCCGCCAGCCAGAGCUCAAGGGCAAACCUCUUGGGGUGCAGCAGAAGAUGCUGGUGAUCACCUCCAACUACGCGGCCCGGGCCUUUGGCAUCAAGAAGGGGGACUCCCUGCAGCUGGUGCGGCAGAAGUGCCCGGAGAUCGCCAUCUGCAACGGGGAGGACCUCACCUUCUACUCGGAGAUCUCCCAGCGGGUCUUCGAGGUGGCCUCUCGCUUCAGUCCCCGGGUGGAGCGCCUGGGCCUGGACGAGGUCUUCGUGGAUCUGGGGGACCAGGUGACGGAGCGCUUGAAGGGCGGCGCGGCGUCCGCGGCGCAGUCUUUCCGCGGCGCGCUGUACCCCAGCGAGGGCGCCGACGUGGCGGCGCCGGACGCCGCGGCUUCCGCCGAUUGGGCGGCGCUGGACGAUGAGCGCCGCUGUGCGGUCCGCCUGGCGCACGCCUCGGAGCUCUGCCUGGAGAUCCGGAAGGCCAUUCUGGAGGAGGUGGGCCUCACGUCUUCCGCCGGGGUCAGCGUCAGUAAGAUGCUGGCCAAGAUGGUGGCCUCUUGGAGGAAGCCGGCCAUGCAGACUGUCUUCUUGCCCACCAAGGAGGCCUUGGCCGCGCUGCUGCCGGACGCGUUGGGGGUGCAGAAGAUCCCGGGCAUCGGCUUCGCCUCGACCCAGCGCUGCCACGAGCUGGGUGUGACCUGCCUCAAGGACUUGGCGGAGGCGGGGGAUGAGCGGCUGGCGAAGGAGUUCGAGGCGGCGCAGGUGCGGCACAUGAGGCAGCUGUGUUUGGGCCUGGACCUCUCUCCGGUGAGAAGCUCGGGGUGUCCCAAGAGCUGCUCCGCCGAGGACUCCUUUUGGCAGCGGCCUCUGCGCAGCUUUCAGGAGGUGCAGGCGUCGCUCGUCGCCUUGGCCGAGAAGCUGCUGGCGAAGCUGCGGACCAUCGAGCGAGGCUUCGGGCCGCACAGGGCGGCCUCCCUGGCGGUGAGCUGGCGUCAGGCGCCGGCAGACGAGGCCCCGGGCGGAGCCCGCGCGCGCCGGGAGCGGCGCCAGGCGCCGCUGGCGGAGAGCUGCGCGGGGCUGGAGGCAGGGCGCCUGGCGCAGUGCGGCCUGGGGCUGUUCCAGAAGACGGUCAAGGAACCGUUCGCGCUGAACAUUCUGAACCUCCAGCUGAACCUGGGGCAGACUUUGAAGGGCCAGCAGAGUCUCAGCUUCAAAGCCGCGGACCCCGCGCCAAACACCGUGCCGGCGCCAGACCCCGCGCCCGCGGCCCCGGUGCUCCUCUCGGACGAGGAGGCGCCGGCGCCAAAAGCUGCGGCAGCGGAUUUGGCGCAGCUGGUGGCCAUGGGAUUCUGCGCCGAAAGGGCGGCGGAGGCGCUACAGGCGGCCGGUGGGGUGGAGGGCGCUGUAGAGGCUCUGCUGAGUUCGGCGCCCGCUUCGGCGCCUGCGAAGCGGCAGCGGGUGGAGCUGGUCGACUUGGCUAGCAUUGUCUUCAACAUUGCCAUGGUGGGCCUCAGGACCACUGGUACUUCCAGGAUUGAGAUGCUGAUGGCCAGCAAAAGGAGCAGACUUCAGGAAGAGGCGCUCUUGGAGCGGAUGGUGACCAGACUGGCGGUGGACGGGGUGCGGAACUCCGGCAAGCCGUUCAGACGCUUCAAGAAGUGGCUGGAAGAACAGCCGCCGUUCGACAUUGUCAUCGACGGUGCCAAUGUGGGGUUCAACAACCAGAACCGCGAGGGCGGACUGUUUCAGUACAGCCAGAUCGAUGCCGUGAUCGACAAGCUCAGGGAAAACGGGAGCCGGGUGCUACUGGUACUGCACCCCAAGUGGCUGCGGGAAGAUGCAGAUCGGACCGUGACCAAGAGGAAGAAGAGAAAACUCGACCAGAUCAACUUGGAGGGCGCCAUGGGCUCUUCGGAGGAGACGGCCGAGGAGCAGGAAGGGGAGCCGGAGAUCCAGUACCCGUUUGACCCUAUCACAGAAGCGGAGCGCGACGCCCCAGUCGGCACGCCCCUCUCCUUCAUCCGAAGAUGGAAGGAGUCGGAGUGCCUCGUGCGAGUGCCGGCCAAAGACUGUGACGACUGGUACUGGCUCUUUGCGGCACUCUCCUCGGCCAGACGUGGGGCACGACAUGUGCAAGUCGUCAGCAACGACCACAUGCGGGACCAUCACUGGAGAAUGGUGGGAAACCGCGCCUUCCUGAAGUGGCAGGGCCGUCACAUGACGCGGGUCAGCAUCUGGUCCGAGACUGUGGACGGUGAGAACUGCAAGGUCACACUCACGCCCCCAGACUUGUACUCUUUGCAAGCCCAGGUCUCGGACAACGGGGAGGCCUGGCACUUCCCGGUGCCCGUGGUGCCCAGCCGCGCCCAGCAGCUCUCCUCCGGGCGCCCUCUGCCGCGGAAGGAGAUCGAGUCGGCAGAGUGCCACUGGUUAGUCGCCUGGCAGUGA
Messenger RNA from Effrenium voratum, 3498 nucleotides. The record is from the annotation of a GenBank genome assembly. Lineage: Eukaryota; Dinophyceae; Suessiales; Symbiodiniaceae.